GUGAUUUAGUGUGUUUCCGCCCUGUGAAUUUACCUUUUUUUAAUCGCUUUUGGGGUCGAGGUAUUUGUUUAUAUUUGACGUGUACGCUCGUGAGCAUUUAAAAUCUUGUUUUUUUCUAAUUAGUUUGUCUUCUAAACAAUGACUUGUGAACUUUGAGAGCUUCGUGUACAAAAAUCUUCACCCCCAUCUCCAGUUGAAGCAAGAAAAUGGAAAGGACAUGGAAGAAACUGAAGACUCUGAGCGAUGACCUGCAUGAUCCAAAGGAAACUGGUGAGGAACAGAAGAGGGUCAUCGGUCCUCCUCAACCACUGCCAAUGAAGACAGCAAGGUGGAAACCAAGGGCUAUGUGCAGUAUAACCUGUUUGGCACCAUGCAGGUGGAGAACAUCAUCGAGUCGUAGUGCAGCAUUGUCGAUGUCUUCAGGUGGAGCAACAUGGAGAAGAUCCUGCAGAUGCCACCACAGUCCUCUGAAGCUGCACUGAACUGGAGAACAUUGCUAAAAACGGCCAUGGCCCAGUGGGGGAAAGUGGCAGAGCAGGCCCUUAAGGAGGAGAAGGCAGUCACUCCCACCCAACAGAAGAGCAUUAACAUCUACAGCACUGCACUGUGGGCCUGGACUGGAGCCGGGAUCUGGAAUUCACAGUUGAACUCUGGGUCAAGAUGCGAACAGUAUAACAUCUUACCAGGACAUCAUGGACUGCCUGAAGAUGGUCAUCUCUGCUGUUACGUGGCCAGGUCAAGCCAUGGGUGCACAGGAACAUCAGCAACUCUGGGCCUGCUCAUCCUGCAGUCGUAUAAGCAGGAGAUGGAGGAGGGGAGCCUGUCGAGCCUGGCCCCCGUACACAUGGUGCUGCAGAUGGAACCUGGACAAGAUGAGAAAAAACUACAUCAACUACCUCAUAGGUCAGCACUGCCCCACACAGGGCCAUGCCACAUGACUCAUGCAUGUGUUUGUGUGUCUGUCUGUCUCUUUGACUUUCUGACUAUCUGCUGUCUGGACAAGAAAGGAGUUGACCACUAAUUAUUUGCUGAUCGUGCUUGAGGUACUACAAAACCUGCCCUUAUGAUUAGGAACACGUCUUUCAGAUGGAAAUCAGACCUGUUGUGAUCAGCAGCUUCUACCAAAAGGCUUGUGAGAGGUGUGGACGUCCUUCCAUCUCAGCAGCCAGCCUCUGGCGAAUCAUGUGACCUUACACCUCAGGUGUAAUUAGAGGAGCAGUGCGACGGCAAGAAAGAGCUGCACCAUGAAUGGCCUGGCCCAAAGCCUGUCCAGCUGCUGACAACCUUGGCUGCACCCUGGACAUGUCAUCCAUCAGCCACCCUCCCACUAACAUUCUUUUGUUUAGUAUUAGAACGUGGUAUCUAUUUUGUAAUGAUAGACUUGACAUAGUCCUGUGGGAAUAUAGAAAGCACUUCUGUGAGUCCAUCACGGAAAACACUUCCGGUUCCUCAAACAUCCGUGUCCAUUCCAUGGAAUUAUGUGAGAUCAGGUGUGUGUGUGUGUGUGUGUGUGUGUGUGUGUGUGUGUGUGUGUGUGUGUGUGUGUGUGUGUGUGUGUGUGUGUGUGUGUGUGUGUGUGUGUGUGUGUGUGUGUGUGUGUGUGUGUGUGUUUGUCAUAAGUCACCUUUUCCUUGUAAUUAGACUGAUAUUAUUUGCUGUAUUUUUAUUAAUACUCUGCACUAUACAGCAACACUGGAUGGAUAGAUUUUAGGACACUAUGAUCCACCCCAAGUUAUUUCAUCUGAACACUUUUGCACCUUGUUGGUUUACUGUGCACUGUACAGUAGUGUGGAUGACUUUUUUUCCCCUUGCAAUAUUGGAAUUUGUGUAUUUGUGUUCA
Engraulis encrasicolus (European anchovy) is the source of this 1840-nucleotide messenger RNA. RefSeq lists its product as uncharacterized. NCBI's taxonomy places the organism in Eukaryota, Metazoa, Chordata, Actinopteri, Clupeiformes, Engraulidae. The coding region runs from base 434 to 1021 and encodes 195 amino acids. The transcript is spliced from 11 exons. The record is from RefSeq and is a predicted model, not a curated record.